Molecule: messenger RNA, 1082 nt
Organism: Gymnogyps californianus (California condor)
Lineage: Eukaryota; Metazoa; Chordata; Aves; Accipitriformes; Cathartidae
Gene: COMMD10
Product: COMM domain containing 10
Exons: 7
Coding region: 1-600 (199 amino acids)
Source: RefSeq, a predicted model, not a curated record
AUGGCGGCGCCCGUUGUUCCGGAGAGUGACAGCAUCCGCAGGGCCGUGUCGCUGCUCAACGCCCUGGACCCAGGCCGGUUCCCGCGGCUCCUCUCCCGCCUUCUCCAGAAGCUGCACCUGAAGGCUGAAAGUAGCUUCAGUGAAGAGGAGGAAGAAAAACUUCAAAUAGCUUUUUCGUUGGAAAAGCAGGAUCUUCAUCUAGUUCUUGAAACUAUAUCAUUCAUUUUGGAACAGGCAGUCUAUCAUAAUUUGAAGCCUGCUUCGUUGCAACAGCAGCUGCAAAGCAUUCACCUGGAUCAAGACAAAGCUGAAGCAUUUGCCAGUGCAUGGGCGGCUGCAGGUCAAGAUACGAUUGAAAAGUUCAGGCAGAGGGUUUUGAACCCUCAGAAGCUUGAAACAAUUGGAUGGCAGCUUAAUCUUCAAAUGGCAGAGUCCAUGCAAGCGAAGCUGAAGUCCCCUCGAGCUGUGCUAGAGCUGGGAGUGAGCAAUGAAGAUUCAAAGAACCUGAAGAAAGUGUUUGUAGAAUUUAGUCAUCAGGAGCUGUUUGAGUUCUAUAACAAGCUGGAAACUAUACAGGCACAGCUGGAUUCCCUUACGUGAUGUUUUUGAAGACUUAUUUCUCCAUCACACUCCUGCCACCUCAUUAUUUUGAAUUGAAGAUAGAUUGCCGAGCUGUGUUUGCUGAAGGAUUCAGUGGGUUGCUUCCUGUAAAAUUAUAUGGCUUAUCUCCUUUUUAGACCAGUAACAUUAGCCAAGAGUCUUUGUUAAGAGUCUGAAGAUUCUAAUGGACUUUCUUUUGUUUUCUGAGCAAUUGUGAAGAAUGGCUUUACUUGCAGAAAGAAUGCUGCUCUGCUUCAGAAAUGUUUUUUUCUUUUUUUGGUCCUGUUAUAUGUGUUACUUGAUUCUGGUAGAAAUUUGCAUACUGGUGAGGGACUAGGAAUAAAUUUUAUUUUUUAGACAUAAAAGAAAUAUAAAAGGAGUAAGAAAAUACACGGCUAAUAAAAUAUCCUUUUGAAUUGUUAUUCAUAUGAUUGAUAAUGCUUAUUGCAAAUUUGUCAAAAUAAAUUCAGAAUUUAAAAAUG